Molecule: messenger RNA, 1664 nt
Organism: Ylistrum balloti
Lineage: Eukaryota; Metazoa; Mollusca; Bivalvia; Pectinida; Pectinidae
Product: alpha-2A adrenergic receptor-like
Exons: 1
Coding region: 180-1322 (380 amino acids)
Biological process (GO): neuropeptide signaling pathway
Cellular component (GO): membrane
Molecular function (GO): G protein-coupled peptide receptor activity
Source: RefSeq, a predicted model, not a curated record
GACAUCAGAUGUGCAGUAAUACAGUUCGUAUGUGUAUGGCGCUGAACCUUACGCCGCCUCGGAAACAUGCGUUAGAAAGGAUAUCCUGGAGGUAUCACGGUGGUAGACACACCGUGUCCUUCAUAAUCAAUACUGAAAGGAAGCACAUAGAUACCUAAUUUUCGUUUUUGUCCGUCAUAAUGGAAAACUUUUCUGCAACUAACAUAACGGAAGAGGUUCUCGCCUGGAACAAAGAACUGGCUGUGUCAUUGAUCCUCUCCGAUGUAUUCCUUUGCCUCUAUGUUGUUUUUGGUGUUUUCGGGAAUGUCUUGAUAAUCUACAUUUACAAAGUAUGUCUCAGCAUAAAGACUGAUGAUCGUAUAUUUAUUCUUGCACUAGCGGCUGUAGACAUCGUGGUCUGUGUUACAGGACCUGCGUUCUCACUCACGCGAAACAUUCUCCCUGUGGCAUUUUACGGAGAUAUAACAUGCAAGAUAUUAUGGUUUAUCACCAAAGCCAUGAACGCGGUAUCAGUGGAACUGGUUCUUGUCAUAGGUGUGGACAGAUAUCUGAAGAUAUGCCGACCAUUUGGAGUUCAGAUGAAUAGCAGAGCCAAACUGGUUAUCCUGGCUUUAUCGAUAAUUAUCUGUUUCAUUGGACAUGCUCCAAUUUUUCUGUUUUACGGACAGAUAACUGUCAUCAACAUUCCACGCAACAUCUCUGGAAGCAGAUGUGGCCGAAUUCACGAUGAAGAAAACUCUGUCAGCGAAAUCGGUUAUCUUUACUUAUUGAUCAUAUUUGUGCUUGCUGUGGCAACUCUUUGUUUGAUAGUUUUACUCUACAUCAGGAUCGGACGACGAAUCUAUAAAAGAAUAAAACGAAACCGCAAUCGGUCUAUCACUAGCAGCAAGACAGAACCAGAUCCAGCCUCUGAAGCAAUAUCAACAACGGAGAACGAAACCUGUAGCUCAAAGGAAGUCAAAAUUGUGCAUGCAUCUAACAUUCAAUCAAACAUUAAUGCACAAUCGUCUGGAAAGCCACGACGCCGUAGGUCGUCUUCUGUAUCUGUUAAAAACUGGCGGGAAAAGCAUCGUUAUUCUCUUAUGUUUUUGGUGAUAGCUGGUACCUGUGUCGUCACUUACAUACCAACUCUAAUUGUGAAUCUAGCCAUCAACCUUGACUCAACCGAGUUCUGGAACUACACCUCGUCCAGUCUACGACAGCUGUACGUGUAUUUGUUUCAGGUGUAUCUUGUUAACCACGUUGUAAAUCCGUUUAUCUACGGGUAUUUUGACAGUGCUUUCAGAACAGAAAUGAGGAAGAUAUUAUGCAGACACAAAUGACUUUUGAUUUACAAUAAUCGGCAAGCAUUUCUUUAGUUGAUACCUAAGGCAACGUUCUUCCUGACCAUGUUUGUCUUUACUAAAAAACCGAUGGUUCUUAAGCAACUUUAACAUACCUGUUGAAUGACAUAUGUAAGUAGUAUGAUAUAUGUACUUAUGAGUUUAAGUUUAUCAUUAUUAUUGUAAAAAUGAAGCAAACUUAUUGUAAAAAUGAGGCAGAAUUAGCAUAAUUUUUAUUGCUGUUUGUUCAUGGUACAUUUGUUCUGUUGUCUUAUGUGAUAUAAGAUAUAAGCUAAAUAUGCGUUAAAAAGAGAUCGUUAUAAUAUUUGUCAAAAUAAUUAC